This is a messenger RNA of Tetrahymena thermophila SB210, 903 nucleotides long. Its product is annotated as glycosyl hydrolase family 16 laminarinase. Gene Ontology annotation, biological process: carbohydrate metabolic process. Gene Ontology annotation, molecular function: hydrolase activity, hydrolyzing O-glycosyl compounds. Lineage: Eukaryota; Ciliophora; Oligohymenophorea; Hymenostomatida; Tetrahymenidae. The record is from RefSeq and is a predicted model, not a curated record. The transcript has a single exon.
AUGCAAUAAAAAAUGAAAAAUAUUAAAGAUACUUUUGCAUUUAUUUCCAUAUGUGCAUUCCUUUUUGUUCUCUCUUCUGCAUCUCAUGAUACUACUGGUAGUCCUUCAUAGCAUCCUGAUGUUAUUAACUACUAAGAUUUUACUUUGUAAUUUGAAGAUGAGUUUAAUCAAGCCGAUAUUAACACUAAGUAUUGGAAAGUUGGUGAUAAUUUCCUAAUAAAUUCUUUACAAUUUUAAAUUUAUACUAAAGAAAAUGUGAAAAUAAAAGAAGGUAACUUAGUUUUAAGUGCACAAUAUUAAUCAACGACCUUUGAGCAAAUAAAAUAUAAUUAUUCAGGAGGUUAUUUGGAAUCUAGAGGAAGUUAAGGUUUUAAAUUUAAAUAUGGCUAUGCUGAAGCAAGAAUUAAAUUACCUAAGUUACAUUUCUAAGAUUCAUCUUUUCCAGCAUUCUGGGCUCUUCCUGAUCCUGCUUAUAACGCAAGAUGGCCAUAUUCAGUAGAAAUGGAUAUAAUGGAGUAUUGCAAUGUUUGUAGUGGUAAAGAUACAAAUGAUUAUGUCUAUAGCGCAAAUAUUUAUGGCAAUAGAUAAUAAUAUGGAGAUUGUAGAAUCUGGUAUAGAUCACCAAUGAAACAAAUUACAUUCACUGAUUAUCAUCUUUAUGGAAUGCUUUGGACUGAAAAUGAAAUGACCUUUUAUAUUGAUGGCGUAGCUUACUAUAGCUAUGUUUUUAAAGAUCCUUCAAAUAACAAAAGUGUAGGUUGUCCUAUAGUUAUUCCUAAUAAAAAUUUCUUCUUGAUUUUUGAUUUUGCAGUCAUAAAGGAUUAUGCAAAACCUGAGCAUUACAAAGAACCUAAAGAAAUGUAUGUCGAUUAUGUUAAAGUUUAUUCGCUUAAUAAAAAAUGA